Messenger RNA from Rotaria socialis, 1644 nucleotides. The record is from the annotation of a GenBank genome assembly. Lineage: Eukaryota; Metazoa; Rotifera; Eurotatoria; Philodinida; Philodinidae.
AUGAAUACAACAAAUACUAAAUUGAAACGAACACAUUCAAAGUUUGUUCAUAUUGAAAAUAAAACUGAACAUGUUUUGUAUUAUUCUUUUUUAGUGAAGAUUCAAACAACAUUCGCCAUCAAAAAGCGUCGUCGUGAUCUAUUUAGUCAAUUAAUUGGCAAUUUAGAAGAAAUUCUUAGUAUUGAUAAAAUAUCUUUGCAAGAUGAUCAAACAACUAAAACAUCGCCACAAACAAAUAAAUUAGAUAAAGCUUCUAUUUUACGUGAAACCGCUUGUUAUUUCAGAAAACAUCAUGAUGAAUUAAUCAUUGAAAUAAAUAUUUCUUCAUCACGUUCACGAACAACAACUGAUGACAUAGCUGAUAUGGUGAAGUUUUCUUGGAAACCACCAUCAAAUAUUGUUAUGAGUGAAGAGUGGAUUCAAACAGCUAUCGAAUCAAUGAAUUGCUUUUUGCUUGUCACUAAAUCUGAUCCAGAUAACGCUCAAACAGUUUAUGUAUCAAAUCAUAUAAGUUCAUUACUGUAUUAUUCACAAAAGAAACUUAUGCAUCAUUCUGUAUUCGAAUUACUUUUGUCGCAAGAGCAUGAUCAACAGCGUGAUUACUUUUUAAAAGAUCACAAAGUUUUAGAAAAAUGUGAUGUAUCUUGGAGACGAGCAACAACUAAUCAAUAUGAACAAUGUACAAUAAUUGGAGCAUUUCGACAAAUUAAUAAAGAAAAACAAGAAAAUGAUGAAAAAUAUUUCAUAGCUCGAGAAUUUCUUGGUUAUAAUUCUUAUGAACUCAUUGGUCAUGUACACUCUGAUUUUGUUCAUCCAGAUGAUUUGCCAAUUAUUGUUCGAGCACAGCAAAUAUGGAAAGAAGUUGGAAAUGGUAAACGUGAUCCAUACAGAUUUUUAACUAAAGGUCAACAAUGGGUAUUUCUUGAAACACAUGCGCAAGUUCAAAUUAACUCUUGGACUAGAAAACCUGAAGCAAGUAUUCGUGAAAAAUUAAGUGAAUAUCGAAUACGUAAACAAGCGGAAAUUCGUGUUAGAGAAGAAGAAAUUAAAGUUAUUGAAAAUAUUAUCAAAUUUAUUAAUGAAUUUGAAUUAAAACGUUCAAAAGCUCUUUCAUCAAAACCAAUAAAUUCAUAUACAUCUAAUCAUUUAACAGGAGAUACCGCUUCAUCAUCUCCAUUAAAUCAAAGACUCAAAUCUUAUUAUCCUACAACACUAAUAAUAUCUUCAUCAUUGAAUGAAAUUAUUGAUGAGUCAUCUGUUCGAUUUUCAUCAAUCAUAUUUCGUCAUAAUUCAUCAGCAGAUCAUCCAAAUGUUCGUUCAUCAAAUGACGAAACAAUAUUUGAUCAAUUGACAAAUUCAUUAUUUUCUCCUCAACAAGAAACAUUUAGUUUAUCAUCGCCAUUAACAUCAUUUGCAACUGUCUCAACUUUUUUAUUGAUACCAUCAAUACGAUUAUCUCUUUCGCCCAUAAGAACAAUAACAACAACAACAACAACAACAAUAGAAUCAUCGCAAUCAUCAUCUUCAAUAGAACCAAUAACAGCAACGACAACAAUAACAAAUGCAGAUAUGAUUUCCACAGAAAAAUCUCCACGAAAAUCAUCUUUUAAGCAUUCAUUACCGCCAAAUAGUCUUGUUUCAUGA